Molecule: messenger RNA, 482 nt
Organism: Rhipicephalus sanguineus (brown dog tick)
Lineage: Eukaryota; Metazoa; Arthropoda; Arachnida; Ixodida; Ixodidae
Product: lysozyme 2
Exons: 4
Coding region: 99-482 (127 amino acids)
Source: RefSeq, a predicted model, not a curated record
GCGCUACGCGAAUUGGGCAUGAAUGCCUCUUUGCAAACAACCCGCGGGCCGCGCCGUUAGAUCAUCGUUGGCCCCGCGCUCGAGCCGGUUCUGCCAAGAUGGAUAAAACGGGCGACCGGCAGCAGCAGCAGCAAGAGGAUGGCUUCGGCGCACGUCUUCGAAGACUAUCAGCAAAGUGCUUGCAGAUGCUGUUCCACGCCGCACUCCUGGCCGCCCUGGUGGCACUUCCCUGCUCCUGGGCGAAGGUGUUCGAGAAAUGCGAGCUGGCUCGGGAGCUUCUUUACGUGCACGGAUUCCCCGAAGACCAGAUACCACAGUGGGUAUGCAUCGCCGAGCACGAGAGCCUCUUCAACAGCAGCGCAGUCGGUCGCAUGAACUGGGACGGCAGUGCGGACCACGGCCUCUUCCAGGGAAACAUCAUGCUGGACAAAUGCAGAGUCAACAGCUUGCUGCGCCUUACCAUUGUACACUCCUACAGGUAG